CUUCAAGAUGUCUCUCUCUAGUAAGUUGACUCUGGACAAACUGGAUGUUAAGGGAAAGAGAGUCAUCAUGAGAGUAGACUUCAAUGUGCCCAUGAAGAACAACCAGAUCACAAACAACCAGAGAAUCAAGGCCGCCAUUCCAAGCAUCAGGCACUGCUUGGAUAAGGGAGCCAAGUCAGUAGUUCUCAUGAGUCAUCUGGGACGACCCAAUGGUGUCCCCAUGCCAGACAAAUACUCGUUACAGCCUGUUGCUACUGAGCUUAAAUCCUUGCUGGGCAAAGAUGUUUUGUUUCUGAAGGACUGUGUGGGAUCUGAAGUGGAGAAAGCCUGUGCCAAUCCAGCUAACGGUUCUGUCAUCCUGCUGGAGAACCUGCGCUUUCACGUGGAAGAAGAAGGAAAGGGUCAGGAUCCUUCAGGAAAUAAGAUUAAACCCGAGCCAGGUAGAAUAAAAGCCUUCCAAGCAUCACUCUCUAAGCUCGGGGAUGUCUAUGUCAAUGAUGCUUUUGGCACUGCACACAGGGCUCACAGUUCCACGGUGGGAGUGAAUUUGCCCCAGAAGGCAUCUGGGUUCCUCAUGAAGAAGGAACUUGAUUACUUUGCCAAAGCCUUAGAACACCCAGAAAGACCCUUUCUGGCUAUCCUUGGUGGAGCCAAAGUGGCAGACAAGAUCCAGCUCAUCAAAAAUAUGCUGGACAAAGUCAAUUUUAUGAUUAUUGGCGGUGGGAUGGCUUAUACCUUCCUGAAGGAACUCAAGAACAUGGAGAUUGGCACUUCCUUGUUUGAUGAAGAGGGAGCUAAGAUUGUCAAAGAGAUCAUGGCCAAAGCAGAAAAGAACGGUGUAGAGAUCACCUUUCCUGUCGACUUCAUAACUGCCGACAAGUUUGAUGAGAACGCACAAGUUGGACAAGCCACUAUUGAAUCUGGCAUACCCUCUGGAUGGAUGGGUUUGGACUGUGGUCCUGAGAGCAUUAAAAACAAUGCUCAAAUUGUGGCCCAGGCUAAACUGAUUGUUUGGAAUGGGCCUCUGGGGGUAUUUGAAUGGGAUGCCUUUGCUAAGGGAACCAAAGCCCUCAUGGAUGAAGUUGUGAAAGCCACUUCCAAGGGCUGUGUCACCAUUAUAGGUGGUGGAGACACUGCUACUUGCUGUGCCAAAUGGGACACUGAAGAUAAGGUCAGCCAUGUGAGCACUGGAGGGGGUGCCAGUCUGGAGCUUCUGGAAGGUAAAGUCCUUCCUGGGGUAGAAGCCCUCAGCAGCAUGUAA
Messenger RNA from Nannospalax galili (Upper Galilee mountains blind mole rat), 1261 nucleotides. RefSeq names its product phosphoglycerate kinase 2. Bases 8 to 1261 code for a protein of 417 amino acids. Gene Ontology annotation, molecular function: ATP binding; phosphoglycerate kinase activity; ADP binding. Gene Ontology annotation, biological process: gluconeogenesis; glycolytic process. The transcript has a single exon. Lineage: Eukaryota; Metazoa; Chordata; Mammalia; Rodentia; Spalacidae. Gene Ontology annotation, cellular component: sperm fibrous sheath; cytosol; extracellular exosome. The record is from RefSeq and is a predicted model, not a curated record.